AUGAUAGUGUAUUGUGUAAACUAUUUAAGUGGUGUUCCCAUUGGUUUCGAUGAUCAAGUGAAGAGCGUUUGGUUUAAUUACGUGAACCACACGUUAAGCGCACUGAAAGAUGCGGUCAUUAACGAGAAUCAAACACAAAACCAUAACAUUAUGGAAACUAUCGGUGAAUCACAAAAAGGCAAACUCUGGGCCAAUCAAAAGUGUCUGCCGAAAAAAUGGGUCACCAGAAGCUCCCGUGAAGAGUUUCUGUACUACUCCACCCACACCUCCGCAGCCAAAAGGGAUGGCCUAUUGAUAUGGAGGUCGUCGUCGAAGAGAUCGGAGGAUAAUCGGAACCGAAUUGUAUUCAUAUCAAUGACCGGUUCUGUGCUGUACUUGACCUCAGCCUCACCUGUCCAUCGGCUUUGCUUUUUGGUAGUGGAGGUGUGGCUCAAGGACUCGAUGGGACGGCCGAACUCAGGUGUGUUAAAAAUGAGUCUCUCAUUCCUGGGCUUCUAUUCGGAAUGUAUUGACACAAAAGCGCCAAACUUUGAGACAAAGUACUGUUUGGCGACAAUUCAUUUGCCGAAAACAAAUUCCGAUUUCUUUCACAAAUUAACAAACUUGACGUCAAAUAUACUGUCGAAAGUUCCCGUACGGGUCGGCACAUGUGUUCCCGCCUCGUGUUCACCACAAUUUGUGGCCAAACUCUUCUCCAGAAUCUCUUCAUCACUGAUAAGCGAAUCCAGUGUUUCGGUCAACAAAUGCUAUAAAAGAAGCGACGAUAACAUUGAAACAGACAUUUCAUCGAUUAUUGUAAUUUCUGUGUUCGGACUCAUACUAGCGAUGGUAAUAGUGGGCACUCUAUGCGAUCACUGGGCGCUGGAAAGUCACUCUCAGUUGGAACUACUCUUUCAUCCAAAUAAUACGGAUUCCCAGAAGAUUACCAAAUCAUUUGAAUCAUACGAGAAGAGCUCCAAAUCGCUUCUCUAUGAGAUUCUCAUUUGCUUUUCGGUCAAAAUAAACGCCCGAAAAAUAUUCGACACAAAAGGCACCGACACUACGAUACAAGUGUUUCACGGCAUUCGUGUCCUCUCCAUGUUAUGGAUACUAAUCGGUCAUUCGUUCGCAUUCGCCGUCCAAUGGAUGACAUUCAGAAAUCCUUUAGUGAUACGAGAAGUGCCUCAAAAUAUAAUGAGUCAGUUAUUAGCGAACGGAACCUUUUCGGUCGACUGUUUCUUCUUCAUAAGUGGAUUUUUAGUCUCAUAUAUAGCGAUGACAAAAAUGAAAAGAAGCGAAAAGUCUCUCAACAACUCGAGACCCAAUAUAUUGCUCUUCUAUUUCCAUCGAUACCUACGAAUGACACCAUCAAUGAUGGCAGUGAUCGCCUUCAGCGCCACUUUACUCCGGUAUUUGGGUUCUGGCCCUCAAUGGACUCAAUCCAUAACUAUGUUCAACGGCUGGUGUCAGAAGAAUUGGUGGAUUAACAGCUUAUAUCUACACAAUUUUGUCAAUACCCAGAAUAUGUGUUUAAGUCAUUCGUGGUAUUCAGCAGUCGAUAUGCAAUUCUACUUCUUGUCGCCACUGAUUCUCAUCCCGUUAUACAUGAAGCCAAUGCUGGGAAUAUGUUUAGCAAUAGUGGCUCUGUUCGCUUCCAUGGGGUUCACUGGGUAUCUGACACUAAUCAACGGCUUCCCAGCCGUCCCUUAUAUCAAUGAUGUCAUCGAACAGGCAGUGGUCGACAAAUACUAUGCACUGCUUUACAUAAAGCCUUACUGUAGAGUUGGCCCGUAUUUGGUGGGCAUUCUCUUGGCGUACGCUAUCUAUACGUCCAAAGGAGAUAUCAAAAUGAAAAAAUUCUAUUCAAUUACGGGUUGGUUUAUCUCGUUUGUGGUCAGUUUCGGUGUACUGUUCGCUAUGCUUCCGGCCAACAACGGCAACGUUCCCGAAGUACACAUCGCAGCCCUGUAUAGCUCCACAUCGCGAACCAUUUGGGCGCUGAGUCUGGCGUGGGUUACGUUCGCCUGCAUUACAGGCAACGGCGGUUUCGUCAACGCCUUCCUAUCGGCGCGCGUAUGGAUGCCAUUGAGUCGACUGACGCACUGCUCCUAUUUGGUCCAUCCCAUCGUCAUGUCUGUCCUCUACGGCAGUCGCGAACAUCCCUUCGACUUUUCGAGUUAUCUUUUCACAUACUUCACAAUUAGCCACAUAUUUAUAACAUAUAUCGUAUCGUUCGUACUCUCAUUGCUGAUAGAGUCGCCAUUCAUCGCCAUUUCCAGGCUAUUCAUCACCAGAAGGACGUGAAACUGGAGUGAAACUCUAAAACUAGAGCUUUUCAUAGUAUAUAUAGAUUGAUCACAAUGUAUAUAGACUUUACUUACAUUAUGCUAACAGACAAACCCUAAGACAAUAUCAAAUUUACAUAUCUAUAAGAAUAUACUAAAGGGUCGCACAAAUGAUGCCGUCAUUCAUACCGUCCGACG
Medioppia subpectinata is the source of this 2462-nucleotide messenger RNA. The record is from the annotation of a GenBank genome assembly. NCBI's taxonomy places the organism in Eukaryota, Metazoa, Arthropoda, Arachnida, Sarcoptiformes, Oppiidae.